CAAAACUGAACCCUAACUCCAUCUCCAUCAGUCAUGUCCCCUCUACGCCGCAUUAUCCGAAAUGCGACCGUAUCAAAGGCGGUUCCGGUUGCGAAGGCGUUCAAGCCUUACCCACUCGGAAGAGACCCUUCCUCACUCCCCAAGCUUAAGUGGGUCUGGAUCGGGGAUAUCGAUGACCGCCCAAUUUCUGUGCGCUACAGAGUCACGGCAAUGAUCGAGAUGUCUAUUCUCGACAAAGCCUCGGAUCUCUCGCGCCUCGCUGUCUUGGACGAAUGUCGAGUCGACAGAGACACCGUAUUCAUCUGCAAUUCCAUAAUUGGCGCCAUGUGCAGCGCAAAACGGUACGACGAUGCCAUCUCUCUGUUCAAUUAUUUUUUCAACAAGUAUCAAACUCUGCCAAACACGCUCUCCUGCAAUCUCAUCAUCAAAGCACACUGCAACCAAUGUCACGUCGACGACGCUCUUGAGCUCUACCGCCACAUUUUGCUCGACGGACGUUUAGCUCCGGGGAUCGAGACAUACAUGUUACUCACGAAAGCCUUGGUUGAUGCUGAAAGAUUCGACGAAGCUUGUGAUUUAGUGAGUUCCAUGAGCUCUUGUAGUUUCAUGGUCUACGACAUUUUAAUCCGCGGGUUCUUGGAUGUAGGGAAUUUCGUAAAGGCUAGCCAAAUCUUCGAGGAACUGAAAGGACUGGAUAGUAAACUUCCAGGGAGAGAAUAUCACACGGCAAUUGCAAUCUUUAAUGUUUCGUUUAUGAACUAUUUUUUCAAUCAAGGCAAAGAUGAGGAAGCUAUGGAGAUUCUCGCAACUCUGGAAGAGGCUCAAGUGUUGAAACCCAUUGUCGGAAACAGGGUUUUGGAAGUUCUCGUGGAGCAUGGUCAGAAAACAGAGGCCUGGGAAUUGUUUGGAGAGAUGAUCGAAACCUGUGAUUCCGAGACGGUUGACAUAAUGUCCGAGUAUUUUAGUGAAAAGACUGUGCCAUUCGAGCGGCUUAGGAAAACGUGUUAUAGGAAUAUGAUCGUGAGUCUCUGCGAGCAUGAAAAAGUAUCAGACGCAAAGAAACUCUUCGCCGAGAUGUUUACUGACGUUGACGGAGAGGACUUGUUCGUGGGGCCUGACGUCUUAACAUUCAGAGCAAUGAUCAAUGGUUAUGUUAAGGUAGGGAGAUUCGAUGAUGCUAUCAUGACCUUGAACAAGAUGCGAAUCUGCCGCCUCAAUCUUCUUGGUCGGCGUUUCUUCGCCGCCAUGCCAAGCAGACCGAAGGAGAUAAUGUCAAACCCAGAUUGCCGUCCCGCGCAGCUAUGCUUGAGAGUCACGUACUUGAUCAGAUUCGUUGGUGAUCUCGACACGGCGGCGAAGUACGCUCGUUUGGCUGUUUUCAGCAGCAUCAAAUCGGAGGCCACAGCAGCAACAUGUCAAGCCAUCAUCGGAGGCAUGUUGCAGAAUAAAAGGCCCGAUGACGCUUACGAUCUCUACGAUUUCUUCUUCAAUCACUUUAAGCUCAGACCCAACAGCCAUUGCUGUAACUACAUCAUCGAAUCUCGUUUCAAACAAGGUUUAGUUGACGAAGCUCUCGGUUUCCACCACCGAUCCAUCGAAUCUGGUAUGGUCGACGACUACCCAAGCCAGGAUACUUUCAGGGUCUUGACUAAAUGGUUAGUCCACGCCGGUCGAAUGGACCAAGCGGAAGCCUUGCUUAGAGACAGGACAGUCGGUAGGACCACCUACCCAGAUCACGUGGCGUACAAGAAUCUGAUUCGCGGGUUUUUGGAUCUUGGGGAUUUAGACAAGGCGGAUCUAGUCUUGGCCGAAUUCAAACGCUUGUUUUCUAUUGCCCUAUCCGAGACCAAAGAUGAUUCAAACUAUGAAAACAGAGUCGCAUUUCUGAUGGCCACGUUCAUGGAGUACUGGUUUAAGCAAGGUAAAGAGGUGGAAGCUAUGGAGUGUUACAACCUUUGUGUUAUAGCAAACAAGUUACCGGUUUGCACAGAAACUGGCAACGCCCUUUUGAAUGUCCUGCUCAAAUACGGUGAGAAAAAACAUGCUUGGGCUUUGUACCAUGAACUCUUAGAUAAAGGUAGAACAGACCCUGAUACCAUUAAGAUAAUGAUAGACGAGUGUUUUGAUAUGGGUCGAUUUAGCGAGGCUUGGGAGACCUACACCAAGGCUAGUGCCAAGAACCACUUCCUCAGUGACAGAUACAAUAUUACAAAGUGUUGCCGACACGGAUCACAGUCUUUCUUCUUUGCUGUGUUUAGUGCUAAUCACCUUAUUACAAGACCCUCAGAUGACCCUCUCGAUCAGAAAAUACAAGCCAAGCUUGAUGCAGGGAGAAGAAAAUAUGCAAGAUCGGUUGCAGAAUCCGCUGGUUCUAGUAUGAACGCCGGUGAUGACAGUGAGGAUGAUGAUGAAUCAGAAAGCAAAAGCCAAGCAUUCGGCAAGAAAAAGAAAAAUACAAGUACGCCUCAUUAGAGUCUGUUAUGUAUUUGUUGGCAAAGAGCUAAAAUGCAUAAUUGUAGUUCUAUUGGAACAUGGUGCUUGGUAAAUACAUCAUCUUUGUCUUA
Molecule: messenger RNA, 2564 nt
Organism: Arabidopsis arenosa
Lineage: Eukaryota; Viridiplantae; Streptophyta; Magnoliopsida; Brassicales; Brassicaceae
Source: the annotation of a GenBank genome assembly